AUGGUAGUAGCUAAGGCAACCAAGGCUUCGAAUGCUCUCAUUAGCAUUGCUAAGAAUACCUGGGGCAUAGGCUAUAAGGCAGCUAAACACAUCUAUCUUGGGGCAAUCGAGCCCAUUCUGCUCUAUGCGGCCCCCAUUUGGGCUGAUGCUACCCAGAAAGUGUACAUCCAGAAAAAACUAUCAAAAGCCCAAAGGGUAGCUGCCCUCAGGAUUUGCAGGGCCUACCGGACAGCCCCGACUUCUGCCCUUUUGGUGAUUGCCGGUCUAAUACCAGUUCACAUCAAGGCCAGGAUGAUGGCUAGGAACUGGAAAUUCAACAACCUGUUUCUUAACAAUAACCCACUAGAUAAUAUCAGGAAUAAUAACACACUUUUGGAGUUACCCAACGACCUUAAAAAUGACAUUUUAACCUUCGGGAUCGAACUCAAGGACCCCACUUCAAACACAAUGUAUGACUAUCCAUCUGCCAGCAAUAACAUCUCUACUUACAAUGAAACUAACGACAUAUCCAUCUUCACUGACGGAUCAAAAGACGACAACAAAGUUGGAGCGGCAUUUGUUCUCUAUGACCAUCAAACUGGGAAAACUCAUCGUUCAGCAUUUAAGCUUGGUCCCCAUUGUUCUGUUCCCCAAGCUGAAAUUCUGGCCAUUACAAAGGCUAUUGACCACGUCUUUGCUGAAUGGUUUCCUCAUAGCAAAUCUAUCACAAUAUACUCAGAUAGUAUUACUGCGAUUUACUCUAUCACCAAUCAAGGGAAACGGGGUGACAACGUCCUCCAUAUUCACCAGCUUCUCUCCAACAACAGUCACGGACAUAAUAUCCAAUUUAAGUGGGUGCGUGGGCAUUCUGGCGUUGUUGGCAAUGAGGCCGCUGACCGCCUUGCCAAGUCCGCCGCAGUCUCAACCUUGCCCUCCAGCUACAGCAAAAUUCCUCUCUCCAAAAUCAAGCACUGGAGCUAUCAAAUCGCCCUCCAUCAGUGGCAAGAAGAAUGGAACAACAGUGACACUGGAAGAUUAACAUUCGACUUUAUCCCUGACAUAGCUCGCCGACUGGAGUGGAAACACUUCACACCUAAGUUUGUCAUGACCCAACUCCUUACGGGUCAUGGCAACUUUCGCGCUUACUUAAAGCGCUUCAACCUCCGCAACGAGGACACCUGUGACUGUGACAAUAACUCAAUCCAAAACAGUAAACAUUAUCUGUUUGACUGUAGUCUCUUUGACGACAAAAGAAACAACCUUCUAGACAGCGUCCUCUAUGAAGGUUUUAACUGGCCUUGCCCACUUAAUGUUUUCAUCGAAAACAAGGUCAUCUACAGCAGACUCAAUGACUUCUUAUCAGCCACUGAAGCUCUCAACCCACCAAGGAAUCUACCUAACACCAAAGACGAGCAUGCAACUACGUGA
Centruroides sculpturatus (bark scorpion) is the source of this 1407-nucleotide messenger RNA. RefSeq lists its product as uncharacterized. Gene Ontology annotation, biological process: DNA replication, removal of RNA primer. Gene Ontology annotation, molecular function: nucleic acid binding; RNA-DNA hybrid ribonuclease activity. The transcript has a single exon. The record is from RefSeq and is a predicted model, not a curated record. Lineage: Eukaryota; Metazoa; Arthropoda; Arachnida; Scorpiones; Buthidae. Bases 1 to 1407 code for a protein of 468 amino acids.